GCAGCUGGUUUACUUCUGGCUUCGUGGCUCAUUGAAUUGCUCAGCUAACGUUUAUUUGUCGAUAACGUUAAAAAAGCGUAAGGAGAAAAUGUCGUAUCUAUUAGCCGCGUUUGUAGCUGUGGUUCUUCUCAGUUCGGAGGCUUUUGGGAAAACCGUGACGGGACUUUUUAAGAGCGAAGUAGCGAGACAGCAGAAUGGCCAGUUCAUCACUAAAUUCAUGUACCAAGGUGCUAAUGGUCUGCUGGUGUGCAGGCUGGACAACUCCGCUCUGGCUACCGAGAAGGAGUCCAGAUUGCUGCUUUAUCAGGAUAUGGACUCAGACCUGGACAACCUCAGCUGCUCCGAAAGGCUCUCCAGAGCUCAGUUCACCAUUUCUCUCAGUCAAGAAGAACACAACCAGACGAUCCCUCGUCAGUCCUCGCCCACAGCCUGGCAGGCCCUGUAUGCUGACAGAUACACGUGUCAGGAAAGUGCGGUGAUCCCUUCUCACGCUGAUCUCAGUUUUACUGUCUUGCUGUUCAACGCCGACUCAGCUGGAAAUCCUCUGGAGCACUAUAGCGCGGAGGAGGCAGGUCUCCAGAGUUUUUACUUCCUCCUGCUGCUGGCCUACUUUAUAGCCUGCUGCAUCUACAUCCAGCCUCUGUACCAGGCUCUGAGGAAAGGAGGGCCCAUGCACACCGUCCUCAAAGUGCUGACCACAGCGCUGGCGUUACAGGGCUGCUCCGCUCUCUGCAACUACAUCCACUUAGCCAGGUAUUCCAGAGAUGGUAUCGGUAUUCCGCUGAUGGGCAGCCUGGCAGAGUUCUGGGAUAUGGUGUCCCAGGUGUCCAUGCUUUACAUGUUGCUGAGUCUGUGUAUGGGUUGGACUCUGAGCCGGGGCAGGAAGCCUCAGUCCAGACCUCUUCAGUGGGAACAGUCUCCGGCUUCCACGGCUGUCGCUGUCGGUGGAGUCGUUACACAGGGAGUGUUGCUGCUGUGGGAGCAGUAUUCAGAAUCCGAGAGUGAGCACCACAGCUACCACGCCCAGCAGAGUCUGGCAGGGCUCCUCCUCAUGGCUCUGAGACUGGUUCUGUCCCUCCUCCUGGCCUCUGUCCUCUACCAGAUCAUCUCCACUGAGAGGAGCACGCUGAAGAGAGACUUCUACCUCUGCUUCGCGAAGGGAUGCUUCCUGUGGUUCCUCUGCCAUCCCGUCCUCUUCCUCAUGUCUGUCAUCUUCAACGAGCACCAGAGGGAGAAGGUGGUGACUAUCGGUGUGAUCCUCUGCCAGUCCAUCUCCAUGGUGAUCCUCUACCAGCUCUUCCUGUCCCGCUCUCUCUACUGGGAGGUCUCCUCUCUCUCCUCCGUGUCUCUGCCACUCACCAUGUCCAGGUCAAACCACAGGGGGCGCUACUGAGCACAUCCACUUAUCACGCUUUGCCUGAUCAUCAAGAGCGAGGAGGAGGAAGACCUCCUGAACACGAAGACAAAGCACAGAAGACAAAAAGUGCCCUAACACUGCAGGGAUGGUUCUCCUUUGCUGGUUCUGUUUCCUGGGAGAAAAGUAAUAGCCACUAGUAAGCAGGGGAACUAUAGCAGGGGUCACAGAAUGACCAGAGGAAGAUAUUUACAGCAACACCCUACCUCUAGUUACAAAUUAUUUUUGACUGGAACUGGCAUCCGUUAGCGAGCUAGAUGUCAAGAAUGAACAAAUAAAGUCAUUUUGGAAACUUGCUCGCAUACAAUGCAGCAGGCCGAAGGUAGACAUGGUUGUUUGGACCUCAAGGACGCAAACCCUCAAUUAGCAUACGUUUCUGUCCAAUGAAACACAAAUGCAGCCAAUCACAGAUUUACUGUAAAGGAAAAUACAAAGCACAGGGAAACACCACUGUUUAGUUGUGGUGAUAGAUUUAUGGAUGCAGGGAUUUAAUGUGGGGUACAGGGUGGAGAGCAUUCUUAUCCUGCUCAUUAAACUAGAGUUGGAUUAAACCGCCAAAGAGGUGAGGAAAGUUUUUCCUGUCUUAAUCCCGUAAAAAGUCAAAACCAACAAUUGACCCUGCCAAAUUCCCACUCGGUUCUUUGCUCUGCGCUUAAAAACUGUACAGCUCCAGAAAAUACAUUAAACCAACUGUUGAAGAAUUAUGCUACAGUAAGACAAUUGACCCUUCCUAAAUUUGCCGAUUUUAAUCUGUGCUCCAAUAACAGUUGAGCAAGCCUGAGCCAGAACCUCAGUCGAUGUCUUUCUUUCCUGUACUAAGAUAUGCUAUGUGCUAGGCUCGUCUAUGCUGAAAAGACAACCACAUUUUAAAGAUGAUUAAAAGAUAGAAGUGACCUAUAUAUAGCCACACAGUUAGCUAAUGAUACUAAAACACUAGCUAACUAGCUAGCUAAUCUACUAAUCAGUUAAUAGCUAGUUAAUCAGUUGUUAACUAGCUAGUUACAUCGGAAAGCUAAUGUUUGCAAAUGCUAGCUAGGUAAUUUACGUCUCUCAUUAGCUAGCUAGUGUUUGGCUAACAAUAGCUAAUGUAAGAUGUGAGAUAUAUAUGUUGCUUUUAUCUUUUAUCUUUAGUCUUUUCCAUAAAGACUAGCGCACAUAGCGUAUAGUACAGGAGAAGAGAAAGUAUAUAUACGGUGUAUAUAGUCACAUCUUCAGUUAUCUAAUGCAAAACCUUAGCUAACUAACAAUUAAUGUAAUGUAGCUAGCUAGUUAGCUUGCGUUUUUGCUAAUAUUAUCUGAUUGAGGCUUACUCAACUGUCAUUGAAGCACAGAGCAAAAAGGAGCGGGGUUUAUGAUGGGCCAAUUGGUGAAGGAAUGAAAGAACAUGUUACCCACUGCAGCAGUGUGGCUUAUUGAUGUGUUUUUCCUAGUUUUUGAACAGCAAUGGAGCUCUCUGGCACAGAGGAAGGAGAUAUUGCGGCCUUUGAUACACACACAAUACCUGUUAGCGGGAUGAGUUCAUUGUAGGUUUUCGAAGAAAUUGUUUACAGUGAGAGAACAGAUGAAUUAAUGCAUAGAUCAGUGGAUCAGUAUGUGCUACGAUUGAUAAGUUACUCUGAAUAAAGAGAUGGACGUAAAGAGACAAUCGAAUAGACUUUAGAGAUGAUGGACGAAUACAUGUUAAGAUAGAUAUACUGAAGAAUGUACAGGUGGAAGGAUGGAUACAGUUUGGACAGUUAUCUUUGCAAAGCCAAAGUGAUCAAUGUGAGCCAAAACAUAGGUGUGUACAUCACAGAUCAAGCUGUACCGAUUAUUUUGUUAUACUUCUUUCUUCACUAUCUAUGAGCUGACAGCAUGUGAAGCCGAAACACAUUACAUUCUUUUUCUACUUUCUUUUUUCCAUGCAUUGUAUCACAAACACAGGAGCACACUACCUGGACUCUAAUGCCUCCCUUCUGUGUGAAUGGGAGUGUUAUGUUAAAGAAGAUCAGGAGAAACCAAAGUCUAUUAAAAAGCUACAGGCAUGUAGCAUGUAGAAUUCCACUGUGUAAAUACAUUCCUGUGAUAUUCCCAAUUCCACACUCACACUCUCACUUUCUCACUUCCAGCUCUGGUAUGGCUCCACUGUGACUCAUUAAAGCAGGGCCUUCAUUAGCGGGAACAGGCCUGUAGUUUCAUUUAAGACUUUGACACAUUUCAUAAGGUGGAAAAUAACGCUCCACUCAACAAACCAGACAGCUGACAUGGAUUUUUGACGUAUUUAUUCGUUGUGUAUUUAUUUUUCAACUUGAAUUAUAAAGAAGCUAAAUCAGUUACUGCAAAGUUUCCUGUCUGAUUUCCAUGUUUCAUUUCCACAUAGAGCAGGUAACCAUAAAAACAUACUGACCCAGACAUAUAUCCAAGGCUUUUUAAAACUUGACAGAAAAAGCUCAACUCAAGAUAGCUUUUUACAACUCUAUCUGCUGAUGAAGAUGUGUUUGGAAGCUUCAGGAAAAGCCAGUAAGUGGACCUUGAGUUGGGGUUUUCCUGUAAACAAACAAAUGUUAUGUUCAUAGUGUUUCUCACCAAAAUAUAUUUUGUGUAUCCUUAAUGUUGAACAAACAUGUU
Molecule: messenger RNA, 4021 nt
Organism: Morone saxatilis (striped sea-bass)
Lineage: Eukaryota; Metazoa; Chordata; Actinopteri; Moronidae
Gene: gpr180
Product: G protein-coupled receptor 180
Exons: 10
Coding region: 89-1393 (434 amino acids)
Biological process (GO): G protein-coupled receptor signaling pathway; response to pheromone
Source: RefSeq, a predicted model, not a curated record